CUGGGCUCAGUGAGCUAGAUUCGGUAAUUUCACCCAUACAUAGCCAACACUUAACAGUCACACACUCACACACUCACAAUAUAUAUAUAUAUAGAUAUAUAUACAUACAGCGCCAUCAUGCCCGUCUCAGACUUCUCCACGCCGGAGAAAUACACCUACCUCAAUGGCUUCGGCUCCUAUCACGAGUCGGAAGCCAUUGAAGGCGCCUUGCCAAUCGGGCAGAACUCGCCACAGAUGCCCUCCUAUGGCCUCUACGCAGAGAAGCUCUCCGGCACAGCCUUUACCGCUCCUCGCCAUGAGAACCAGCAAACAUGGCUCUACCGGAUCUUACCCUCAGCCGCCCACCAACCCUUCGUCGAAGUAGACUCCUCCACCUACCACACCAGCCUGUCCAAGGAUGCCAGCUCUCUCAAACAGAUCCCUAACCAGCUGCGGUGGAACCCCUUCGAUUUCAACGAGGACGUUGACUGGGUGAAUGGGCUGCAUCUGGUUGCUGGCGCAGGAGAACCUGCAAUGAAGACUGGCUUGGGAAUCCUCAUCUUUGCUGUAGGCAAGGACAUGGGCAAUGAAGCGUUUUAUUCGGCGGACGGGGACUUUCUGAUCGUGCCGCAGCAUGGUGUUUUGGAUAUCCAGACUGAGCUGGGGAAACUCCUCGUGCGUCCGAAUGAGAUUUGUGUCAUUCCCCGCGGUGUUAGAUACCGCGUCGCUCUCCCCACCGGCCCUGCCCGCGGCUACAUCUGUGAACUCUACCAGGGCCACUACCAACUCCCCGAACUGGGCCCUAUCGGCUCCAACGGACUCGCCAACGCCCGCGACUUCCAAGCCCCAACCGCCUGCUUCAUCGACGACGAAGACGAUGAAGCCGUCGCCAAAGGCGCUACACGACCCGAAUGGCGCCUCCACAGCAAAUUCAACAAUACCCUCUUCACCGCCCGCCAAUCGCACACCCCCUUUGACGUCGUCGCCUGGCACGGCAACUACUACCCCUACAAAUACGAUCUAGGCCGCUUCAACACCAUCGGCUCCAUCUCCUUCGACCACCCGGAUCCAUCCAUCUUCACCGUCCUCACGGGUCCCUCAGACCACGUCGGCACGGCCAUUGCGGACUUUGUGAUCUUCCCCCCGCGCUGGCUGGUGGCCGAACACACCUUCCGCCCGCCCUGGUACCACCGCAACACGAUGUCAGAGUUCAUGGGCCUGAUUUCCGGUGAUUAUGAUGCGAAGAUUGGCGGGGGGUUCCGACCUGCGGGGGCCAGUUUGCAUAAUGUGAUGAGCGCGCAUGGGCCGGAUGCGCAGACGCAUCAGGCGGCGAGUCAGGCGGAGUUGUCGCCGAAGAAGGUUGGGCAGGGGAGUUUGGCGUUUAUGUUUGAGAGUUGCUUGAUGGUUGGGGUGUCAGAGUGGGGGCUGAAGACGUGUCAGAAGGUGCGGGAGGAUUAUAACGCUGAGAGCUGGAUGCCGUUGAAGCGUAAUUUCCAGAAUCCGAAGAAGAAGGGGCUGGUAGUUAGUUGAUUUGAUUGUAGGUUAUAACGUUUACGCUCAUCAUGAGUGGGUUAGUAGCUAUUUUCGACAAUUUCGAUAUAUCACUCACGUUGUUACGUAUUUUACUUCAAUAGCAAGGAAUAGUUAAAGUGGACGAUUUGAUUUAUGAUAUUCAACUUCUUCCGAACUGUGCAUCUUAGCCAGAUACCACCACCACACCCAAUGCCAAUCAAUCACUGCAAUCUAAUCUAAUACAUUAUUAAGUUACAUAUAUACUGUGUGUACCUCCCCCAGAAUAAACAAUACAUAAAAAAGGCAACGACUCAACCAAACAAACAAAUGCACCACUACCACCACCAUACCCCCGACAUAUAUCUACACCACAAAACCCUCCCCCUCCCCCUCCCCCUCCCCCUCCCCCCGGUGAACCAUCAUCUCCUUCCUCAUCGCCUCCUUAACAAUCGCCCCACACAUCUUCGCAUACGGGUUCGUCUUAACCGCCAUCUGGCGCGCAAUCUCGUUCCCAUACCGCCCGCCCAACUGGAAAUCCAUACUGGCCAUCUCCUCCAGGUGCUGGGCGGAUUUGUCGCGGAGGUGCACGGGUAGAGUUGUUAGUGUGGCAGUGCCAGGGGUAGUAUUAUCAUUAUUAUUAUUAUUACUAUUAUUAUUAUUCUUCUUCUUAGAGGGAGGAGAUGGUUUGGAGUCGAGGGCCCGCGCGGCGCGGUAGACGAUGUAGGCGCGGUGGGUGUGGGCGUUUGCGAGGAUGCGGGCGUGGAGGGGGCUGAGGGGGGAUGGAUGCUGUGAUGCGGAAGAGAGGGAGGGAGAGUACGAGGAAGAGGAAGGAGAUGGGCUAAGUAGUGAAAUGACCGUCGAGAGGUCGGCGAAGAUCAUGUUUGCCAAUUCCCUUUGCUCCUCCUCAUCCUUCUCGUUCCCAUCCAUCCCACUCUCUACCAGCAUCCUCGCCGCCUGUGCCCGAUUCACAUACGCAGACGCAUACCCCUUGUUCUCCUCAAUGAUGGCUGUCAGCUUCGCCACGGCCGCUCUUAUCUUGUUGGCAUCUCUGAUUGUGUCUCUGCCUGUUGUCUCUGCCUGCAAGGGGAGUAUCGCGGCGCGUUCCAGCGCUUGUAGUUUUGAGAGUUCGGCGGGGGAUAUGCCGGGGAGCUGCUGAGGAAGGGAAGAGUCGAGGUGGAUUCCGGUAGAAGCGUUUGAAAGGGAAGAUUCGGCGUCGAAGAGGGCUUGGAGGACGGCGGAGUCGUUGGCGGAGAGAUGGGGGGCUGAGGCGGUUACUGCUGUCGUUGCGGUUGCCAUUUUUAGCGGUAGUAUUCUAGAUUAUAUUAAUUUGUGGUAUUGGUUAUAGUUAAUUUGACAUUUGACAACUAUUUCAUAGUUGAUGCUGGAGGGUGUUUAGUUGGGGAGCAAAUAAUAUGUCUCUCUAUAUAUUUUAAUAUAUA
Messenger RNA from Blastomyces gilchristii SLH14081, 2930 nucleotides. RefSeq names its product homogentisate 1,2-dioxygenase. Gene Ontology annotation, molecular function: homogentisate 1,2-dioxygenase activity. NCBI's taxonomy places the organism in Eukaryota, Fungi, Ascomycota, Eurotiomycetes, Onygenales, Ajellomycetaceae. The transcript has 4 exons. The record is from RefSeq and is a predicted model, not a curated record. Gene Ontology annotation, biological process: L-phenylalanine catabolic process. Bases 118 to 1509 code for a protein of 463 amino acids. Gene Ontology annotation, cellular component: cytoplasm.